AUGGCUACGCACUCGGGGAGCAAUCGCCGCGCCCAGUCGGGCGGCUAUCUUCCCAUUGAAGACUAUGGCAUUGUGGGCAACAUGCAUACAUGCGCUCUUGCUGGGCUAGAUGGAAGCAUAGACUUCAUGUGCUGGCCUGACUUUGACUCGCCAUCCGUCUUCUGUCGUCUCCUUGAUAAGAACAAGGGGGGCUAUUUCAGCAUCUCUCCGCCCGAUGAGUUCGCCUGCACUACGAAACAGCAAUAUCUCCCUUCUUCGUGCAUUCUGCAAACCAGGUACAUUCACGAAGAUGGUGUCGUUGACGUGGUGGACUUCUUUCCCCGGCCCAAGAGUGCAAAGGUCAUGACCAAAGGGUACAAGCAAAACGCCUAUCGCGAGGCCAUCAAUGUCCAAGAAGAGUUGAAGAAAUGGGUUGUACGACGUGUAGAGUGUAUUCGUGGAUCAUUACCUAUAAAUGUUGAAAUCUUUCCUGCAUUCAACUAUGGGCGAGAUUCUCACGAGACUACACUUCUACAGAAGACUCAUACACCGGAGCAUCAAAAAAGCAAGAUAGGAACCUUUCACAGCAAGGAUGUUAAGCUUCAGCUGGACGUUGCCGUCGAUAAGGGAGAUGGACACGACUGCGGCCAGAUAACUUUCGAAAAAGUUAAAAAGGAUGGGAUGCUUGGCGAAGGCAUCGUAUCUCACUUUACUUUACGCGCCGGCCAAUCAGUGUCAUUUGUCCUGAGGAAUGACAUUCCCAAUCACAUUACGGAAGUCAUUACAGACGCAGUUGUGGAUAGUCAACAGCACGACACGCAGACAUUUUGGUACAACUUCAUCUCUCAAUCCAAGUACAAGGGGCGCUGGAGAGAGGUCGUAUCGCGAAGCUUAAUGAUUCUGAAAUUGCUUACUUACGAACCGACCGGCGCCAUUAUUGCAGCUCCCACCUUCUCUUUACCUGAAGACGUAGGGGGCGUGAGAAACUGGGAUUAUCGUUAUUCUUGGGUCCGAGACUCGAGCUUCACCAUAUACAUUCUUCUCCGGCUUGGCUUCAGAGCUGAGGCAGAUGCAUAUAUGGAUUUCAUCAUGGAGCGAUUCACUCCAGACCGAGGACCCGAUAAGGGCCUUCCUAUAAUGUUUACUAUUCGUGGAGGCACUGACAUUCCUGAAGUCACUCUAGAUCACUUUGAAGGCUAUCGAGGCAGUGCCCCUGUUCGCAUCGGUAAUGGUGCAGCUUUCCAUCUUCAGUUUGAUGUGUAUGGCGAAUUGAUGGACUCCAUUUAUCUGUAUAACAAAUAUGGAAAGCCAGUGUCCUGGGACAUCUGGUGUGCCGUACGACGGAUGCUAGAUUACGUCUUGACCAUUAUUGGCAAAACCGACAUGUCUAUUUGGGAAGUGCGCGGAAACAAGCAACGGUUCACCAUUUCUCAAAUCUUCCUCUGGGUAGCAUUUGAUCGCGGCCUUCGACUUGCAGAGAAAAGAUGCCUUCCAUGUCCCAAUAGAGCAAAAUGGCUCGAGGCUCGUGAUAAUCUUUACGAGGAAAUUAUGGAAAAAGGUUACAACACGGAGCUCAAGUCCUUUGUUCAAAGCUACGAAGCCAAUACAGUGUUGGAUUCGUCUAUCUUGCUGGCUCCUCUGGUAUUCUUUAUAGCUCCAAGUGAUCCUCGUUUUGUGAACACAAUCAAUCGCAUAAUGCUGCCUCCAGAACAAGGAGGAUUGACGAGCACUGGGUUGGUAUAUCGCUACGACACAGAUGAGUCAGACGAUGGCGUUGGAGGAAGAGAUGGAGCCUUCUCUAUCUGCACGUUUUGGCUCGUCGAGGCUAUGACUCGUGCAAGCAUUCAUGAGCCCCAGUAUCUUCCCCGAGCUAUGAACCUUUUUCAGAAUAUGCUGCAAUUCUCAAACCACUUGUCCAUGUUCUCCGAGGAGAUUGCACGAAGUGGCGAGCAGCUAGGCAACACACCGCAGGCUUUUAGUCACCUGUCACUUAUCAGUGCGGCCUUCAAUCUUGAUCGAGUUUUUGAAGGAUGGCAAGACUCUCGCACUUGA
Molecule: messenger RNA, 2031 nt
Organism: Trichoderma gamsii
Lineage: Eukaryota; Fungi; Ascomycota; Sordariomycetes; Hypocreales; Hypocreaceae
Exons: 8
Coding region: 1-2031 (676 amino acids)
Biological process (GO): carbohydrate metabolic process
Molecular function (GO): hydrolase activity, hydrolyzing O-glycosyl compounds
Source: RefSeq, a predicted model, not a curated record